UAUAGUACGGUCGGGUUAGCGUAUUUUGUCAUUGCGCAUGCUCCCAGCUUCUGGUCCACUCAGAUAGGGCAAGGCUCUCGCGGAGACUUGACUACAAAACAAUAACCUAAACCUUUUUUAUAUUGUGUACGAGAGCUCCCAACAUGGUAUUUAUUAUUUCGCACGUAGAUUUUUUCAAAUUGGAUAACUAUAAUAUACAACCUGUGCGUCACGUUAAUCCCUAAGACUGUGGUAUGAAGAUGGAAUAAUCAUAAUGGUGAUUAUCAAAUAUAAUUCCGAUCACGCUAGAAAAAUAACUAUUCGCUUACGAUACGUUAUUGGAUUUGUGCUAGUAAUCGGAACUACAUUUUUUCUAUUUCUUCUCAGUAAUAAUCCACUGAUAUUGUUUAUGAAUGAAAAUUAUAUCAAGGCUUCUUUAAAACCAUAUACUAUAAACUUCGCUCAUUCCGACGGCAGUUUUACAAUAAAAACUGAAGGAUGCACAAUUCCUCAACUGCAGGCAUUUGAUGAAAGUAUCAAAAAGUUCAUAGAGAGACCAAAUCAUAUUAAACAAUGUGAAAGCUUCAACACGUCGUUCUUAGAAAACAAUAGAACGCAUAUUUGGAUUAAUCAUAAAAACUUACGCUACUUUAACUUGAGUGAUAGUACGAAUAUUACUUGUUGCUAUAAAUCUUUCUAUCGGCCUCUUGCGAUCGACGACAUAUCCUCCGCCGAUAUUGAUGACAGAGUCAAGUACAAUGACUGCAUUGAGUUCACAAGCUUCAUCGAAGUCACCAAUGAAUUCGUCAAGGUAUCUUGUGUCUACGAGUACACUACGAUUUAUGAACAAUUUUUUGCUUUCACGCCAAAGAAACCGCUACUUAACGUAAGGGAAGAUAUUAAUGAAGAAAAUGAAUUUUACAAUGUAAUCGUGAUGGGUAUUGAUGCUAUUUCUAGACUUAAUUUUCAUAGAACUAUGCCCAGGACGUUAGCAUUUCUGAAAAAGAGUGGAGCGAUUGAGUUACUAGGAUACAAUAAAGUAGGUGAUAACACCUUCCCAAAUCUAGUUCCCAUGCUUCUAGGCAUUCGGGAACAAGAUCUAAAAAACACAUGUUGGCCAAAUACUAAAUCAACGUUUGAUUACUGCCCUUUUAUAUGGAACGCUUACAAAGAUGCAGGAUACUAUACAGCGUUCGGUGAAGAUAGUGCAAGCUUGGGAACAUUUAAUUUUGAAAAAUUUGGAUUCAUUCAAAGUCCUGUAGAUUAUUAUCUACAUACAUUUAUGCAUGAAGCGGAAAGAUAUUCUGGUAAUAAUAGAGAUUUUAACUCUUACAUUUGUAUGGGAAACGUAUUCUUUUAUAAAGUUCUCCUGGACUAUAUUGAGAACUUAACGAAUGCUUUGAAGUCAAUGAAGUUUUUUGGACUUUUUUGGGAAGUCACAAUGAGUCAUGAUUAUUUAAAUUAUCCUAUGUUAAUGGAUGAUAGCUACGAAGAAUUUCUAAUUACACUUGAUAAUUCCGGUACUUUGGAAAAUACCGUACUAAUUCUGUUGAGUGAUCAUGGCAUACGAUGGGGUGACAUUCGGUUUACUAAGCAGGGAAGGUUGGAGGAGCGCUUACCAUUUAUUCAUAUUUUAUUACCGCCCUCAUUUCGUGAAAACUACCGAGAAGCAUACAAGAAUAUGUAUUUAAAUAGCCACCGUCUAACCACUCCCUUUGAUAUACACGCGACUCUCAUAGAUUUAGUCAACUUAGAAUCAAUAAAUGAUAACAAUAUCCAGUUAAGAAGUUCAACUCAAUACACUAACGCUAGAAGUAUAAGUCUUUUCUUGUCUAUACCUGAUAACCGCACAUGCAAAGCAGCAGGAAUUGAGGACCACUGGUGCACUUGUAAUAAAGGAAUUAAACUUUCGACACAUUGUGCUGAAGGUCGCCAGGCUGCCGAUUAUUUGGUUACAUACCUGAAUAGAUUAGUAAGCAAAAAUUUAAAGUGUAUCAAGCUCUUUCUCAAGGAGAUAAUGGAAGUUACAGAAAUGAUAGUUGGCUCCCCUAAUGAAAAAGAGGUCGGAUGGCGGGAAUUUCUGAUAGUAGUGCGUGUGUCUCCUAGUGACGCUGUGUUUGAAGCCACUCUCCGACAGAACAACAAUAAUUGGUCACUAACUGGUACAGUCAGUCGACUCAACUUAUAUGGGGAGCAGAGCAUUUGUGAACAUAAUUAUCAAUUAAAACUGUAUUGUUAUUGUCAGCUAUAAGGUUUAUAGAUGAAUGCCUAAACGUAGCCUGAAACAUAAUCUGUGAUAAGAUAUAUUUAGACAGUAGCUUAGUAUGUUGUGAUUACCUUAAACUAUUAUUAUGUAUAACUAGUAUACUCGACGUAAAUUAAUGUUGCCGUGUUAUAAAUGUUUAUUUUAAUGUUUGCCUAAUUGUUCAGUAGAAGCUUGUAGUUUAUUAGUUAUGGAAUUGAAGUAUACUUUCUUUUCCUUUAAGCAUAAUAUAAUAAUAUUUGGAAUGUAGGAUCGGUUUCAUUAAACUUAAAACUUGACUUG
Messenger RNA from Pieris brassicae (large cabbage white), 2524 nucleotides. RefSeq lists its product as uncharacterized. Lineage: Eukaryota; Metazoa; Arthropoda; Insecta; Lepidoptera; Pieridae. The record is from RefSeq and is a predicted model, not a curated record. The transcript has 2 exons. Bases 254 to 2230 code for a protein of 658 amino acids.